Molecule: messenger RNA, 1371 nt
Organism: Emiliania huxleyi CCMP1516
Lineage: Eukaryota; Haptophyta; Isochrysidales; Noelaerhabdaceae
Exons: 6
Coding region: 1-1371 (456 amino acids)
Source: RefSeq, a predicted model, not a curated record
AUGACGGCCGUGCUCCUGCUCACGCUCAGUGGCCUCGCGCGGGCCAUGAACAGCCGCGCGCUUCUUCCUCGCUGCAUGUGCGCAAACCCGCGAGAGCCGUGCGCCUACGAUGCUCGUUGCACCACAGCGGAGAGGCCCGCCGGCUGCGCCGCUGGCGGCCAGCAGGGCUGCCGUUUCUGCGGGUUCGGCCUGUACGAAACAUGCCCGUCCCUUCCUCCGCCGAUGUCACCACCCCGCCUGCCUCCGGUAUCGCCACCACCGCCGCGGCUGCCGCCUCCGCCCGCCUCGCCACCCGAUAUUGGCCUGUGGACCGCGGAGCCUCCACCGCCCUCGCCCUCGCCGCCGCCGCCGGCUCCGCAAUCACCACCGUUGUCUGCAUGUGCAGCCGACAGCGACUGCAAAGAGAGUGGUACUCCCUCGGUGUCGGGGAUUGGCUGCUCAGCCACCACCCUCGGCAUCGGUGUCGGAGGCUUCGCCCUCGGAGGCCUGGGUCGCCGGGACAGGUCGCCCGGCGAGCGCGGCCACCAGGCGGCGUUGUGGGCCCGCAGCAGCCUCUACCAGGCUCGCGACACAGCGAGCGCGCGCAUCGCCGGCUUCUCCCGCCUCAGCGGCAGCCUCGGCGGGCGACGGCCCUUUCGCGAUCCCGCCGGUGGCGACGUGGAGUGCGCGUGGGCGGGCGACGCGUGCGACGCGUCUUGGCCGGGCGGCGGAGAGGAUUGCGGCGGAUCGGACGUGUCCGCCGCCACGACCAGCCUCAGCCGCCUGCUGGCGCAGCGGCGCGGCGCGGCGGCGGAGCGUGGGGCGGAGGGAGAGCUUGAGGGAGAGGGCUCGGCCGGUGGGUUUGGGCAGGGGCGCGAGCAGGCCGCCCCUCUGGGCUGCACGACGGGGUGCGCGGCCGACGAAGCCGCCUGUGUCGACGAGACGCCGCUGCAGCAGGUCGAGACCUUUGACGACUCAGUCUCAUUCGGCGCGCGGCUCGAGGAGCUGCUGGCCAGCGGGAAGACCUCCAAGGGCACCGUGAAGGGCAAGAGCGAGGGCGGUGCUUCGGGCGAUCCGGAUGCCAAGGGAGUGGGGCGCGCGAGCGGAGGCGAAUCGAGCUACGCGUACGCGGGAAAUGGCGGCUCGUCGACUCUUGCGGUGGCGGUGCUCUUCUCGUGCGGCCACACAGGCGCCGUCAAGGCGACGCCCGGCGUGCUUGCAGGCAGUUCAGCUACGCACUCGAGCACCGAUUGCCCCAAGAAGAAGGGCAACUGCAAGGUGACGAAGGCUGUGCCGGUCAAGUACUCGUCGCUCUCGACGAAGCAGCAGCAGGAGUUCGACCGCAAUCUCAAGGAGAAAAACGGCUGGGUUCUCCACCCCAACUUCGAGUGA